Messenger RNA from Lepidothrix coronata (blue-crowned manakin), 2859 nucleotides. RefSeq lists its product as uncharacterized. The coding region runs from base 372 to 2672 and encodes 766 amino acids. The transcript has 6 exons. The record is from RefSeq and is a predicted model, not a curated record. Lineage: Eukaryota; Metazoa; Chordata; Aves; Passeriformes; Pipridae.
GCAAACCUUGGAAACAAAUAUAAACUUGGCCUUGUAUUGUCUGAUUUUUUUUCCUACAAGAAGUGUCUCUAACAGUAGAUUUAAUCAGAAGAUUGGUAAUACUUCCCUUCUUUUUUUUAAUGUAAGUUCCAACAUAUAAAAGGGAAAUACCAGAUUCACUUAGAGAUGCAGCUUAAACAUCUGCAAGAUGAGACUGUCAGCUUUCUGUACACCAGCUGAAGGCCUUUACCAUUAUUCCUACCCUCAUGUUUUGACUCUCCUCCCACACAUGGACUGAAAAAGGUCCCCUGCGUCACUGCUAAAUAAGCCUCAGGUGGGAGGAGGAGUGGACAAGUAGCAGCUGCCUGCCAUAAAGAGGUGUUUAAAGAAAAAUGAAUACUUCCUCAACUUCAGAAAGUGGAUCAUAUUCCACAAGCCACUCAAGACCCUUUUUUUAUGCUCAGCCAUCAGCACAACAGCCUUAUCCAAAUCCAUGGUACCUCAGCCAUGGAUACAGUCCAUAUUAUGUACCUGCUCCAGGCUUCCGAAGCGGAAAUCCAUAUUUGCCGUUUUAUUCUGUUGCGCUCCAUGAGUACCCUGGAUUUCUUGUUCCACAGCAUCCAAUGCAUGCAAGAAUUAACAGAAGGCCUUAUUUUAAUGCUGCCCUACCUUCCCCUAUGUUUUAUCAUGCAACAAGAUUUAGACACUAUAAUACCCCUGGGAAAAAAACGGAGACAAAAGAAACACAGACUGAUCCUAGACAGCCUGAAAGCAAGCAAAAAAAGCAUCAAGAUGUCCGAACAGAAACGAAAGGUUGUGAUGCAGGAAAUAUGGCCUGUGUUUCUUCUGGUAUAGGUACAGAGACUGAAAGUACUUCAGAGAAACAAGAUUCAUCUGGAUCUUCCACUGUGGUAGACAGAGAGUUUCAUAACAAGGACCCUGCCAGCUCUACACAGUAUAGAAAUCUUCCUACUGGAAGCUAUGCCUUUGAGAAGGAAGAAGUGAGGAUAGAAUAUGGAAAUGGCUCUCCAGCUAUUCAACUGUGGAAGUCCUUUAAAGAAACUAUCCCUUUGUAUGAUGUGGCAAGUGGUAAAUCAGUCCCAGAGAACAUAGUGCCAUGUGACUUAUUUUCUGUUAGCUCAUGUGAAGGCAUGAUAUAUGGCCCUCAUGAAAGGAGGCAAAUGGUGCCAGGAGCUUCCUUAGAUGAGAGACAAGCUGUUGUCCCCACAAAACAGGGUGCUGAAGCUGUGCAAGAAAAAGAUGUCCAAAAUAACGAAGUGCAGCUGGAUGCAGAAAAGCUAGCAAAUACAAGUCAACAGGUAAAAUCCCCCCCAGGUGAAACCAUGGCAGUACAAAUCACAGAGCUGGCAAGAUCUGUUGGCAUAGAUAGACCAGUGGUAAGACAGGAUGUGGUAAUAGCUAAGAAAUCUAGCACUAAAAAAUCUGCAGGCUCUAUUCAACAAUCAGGACUACUUCCAUCUAAUAUGGAGGUAAUGAGUGACUUGAGUUUUCAGCAGAAAAAACUGAGUUUAAGCCACAGAGCAAUCAAUGAAAGCCAGACAGGUAAAAGUAUUUGGUGUGACAAAUCAAUUGAGAAGGAUGCUACAAACUAUGACAUUUGUUUGCCACAAAGGAAGUGUCAAAGUGUAAUCAGUCCUUCUUCUGAUGACAUGUCCUCUAGAGAAGAAGGCUCAUCAAGUGAUAAUGCCCCAGUGUCUUAUUUUGUCCCUGACUAUGUGCUUCAGAAAAGCAUGUAUACUUCUCAGAAAAGUACAGAUGGCUUGGAGAAAGAGAAAAUUAAAAGUGGUGGGUCCCUUAACGAAGAUGAAGCGGUAGAAAAGGAGCAGAUGAACAGCUUGAAUGAUCAAGAUGACAAUUCUUCAGCCACUAAGGUUAAAGAGGCUUCCAGUAAAGGUAGAAAGCUGGGAGCUGUUUCAAGAUCUUCUAGUAGGAAAGAAAUCAAUUCUCUCAACAAAAAAGCAGCUAAAAGUAUGUCAGAAGUUGAGGACUCAGAAGAAUAUUAUGUGAAGGGUGAAGAGGAGGAUGAAGAUGGAGAGGAUGAGGAGGAUGAGGAUGAUGACAUGGAUGAAAUGGAGUAUUUCUUUCAAGAAACCCUUCCAUAUGGCAUUUUGACACCAAAUAAAGGAAGCUUCUACCAAGUUGGCCGGAGAGUGCUUUGGAAACCACCUAAAAAUGCCGUACCAGCACAAUUAAUUAGCUGGCCUGCUCAAGAGAAAAUGAAAACUAGGAGUGGGCUUGUUGAAAAUAUUGGUGUAGUUUACAAGCCAAAGGAGAGAGAACAAGAUGAAGUUGUAUAUAGUGACUAUGGGUAUUACGGAAGAAAGAGGCCUAUGACAAGAAGAGAAGGACUUGAGCACCAGCGAAUGCUACGGAAAUUCUUGGGAGGAAGGCUGCUAAGGGAGACUGUGGGGAUGCUGCCUGAAGAGUACUGGAUUAGAAGUGGUGCUAAACCCAAAUUCAGUAGCCAAAUACAUGGUAGUCUCUUACCUCCAGCCAAGAGCAAAGACCAAGGAUACCCACCUUUGGUUAAACCAAAGAAGAAAAGAAUAGGCAAGCCACCUUCAAAACGCAGGGACACAAGACUUGAGGUGGAAGAAGUAGUGUGGGAGAUGCCUAAAUACAGUAUACACCAAGGUCGUGGAACAAAAAAGUCCCUCUGUAAGAGAAGAUAAUUGCAAAUAUUGGGGCAGGAGGGGGGAAAAAAUGUAUCAAAGGUUUGUUUUGCAUAAUCCAAAAUUCAAUUAUUAUUGCAUAUUUUGUAAGUUGCUCUGCACUCUUAAGGGGUAAGAAGUGACACUGUAAAGACCGAGGAUGCUAUGAAAAUGGAAUUAAAUAUUUAACACCAGUCACCUUUUUAUA